Cryptococcus deneoformans JEC21 is the source of this 1679-nucleotide messenger RNA. RefSeq lists its product as hypothetical. The coding region runs from base 105 to 1412 and encodes 435 amino acids. The transcript is spliced from 3 exons. The record is from RefSeq and is a predicted model, not a curated record. NCBI's taxonomy places the organism in Eukaryota, Fungi, Basidiomycota, Tremellomycetes, Tremellales, Cryptococcaceae.
UUUUGUUGUUCUUCUCGUUGCCGUCGGUGUUUUUUGUCACGAGCAAGCCAUCAUCCUCUUACGAGUUCCUCAUUUACCCAUCCACUCUAUACAAACAAGCCAUAAUGGGCAAAUGGCAACAAUCAAAAUAUGAUACUGAACUUGUAUCAAAAAUACUCAGGCUAUUCGAGGCGUCAGAGACAAGUCAGCACAGUUCAACAGCUCAAAGAAAUCAAAGUAGAGAACCGCUUUCGGACAAGAAAUUUUUGUCGUUCAUAAAAAACCUCAAUCCGGAUAGUGCACUUGUUCAGCAAUGCUUCAGUCAACUACUUCGUGCUGUACACUCUGAAGUCAAGGGCAUGCGUCCUUCCGGUAGUGUUUCACCGCACAGUAACCCAUUUGCAGUACCCAGUAUCGGCCAACAGCUUUUUUCAGUACAGCCACAACCAUUCGCACUCGAACUGACCGACAUCGAAGUACCUUCUGCCAGCAGGUUUCCUUCACCAGAGCGGAGACAUCGAAUGGCCGUCAAUCUGCCUCCACCUGUCUUUGAUUCUUCCCGUCCUUGGCAAUUCCAGUCCUUUAGCUCACAAAGCCGUCCGGAAUACUCGAGAAAUCAUUCAGGCGUUUCCGACUCUGCUGCUUUGGCAGCACAACCCCAGCCGACCAGUCCGCAGCAAGAGUCUGUAGCGCCUCCGGCUUUGCGACAAAGUCCGCUGUCCAGCGCUAGCCGUUCGUGGCUGUCGCAGUACACACACUCUGCCCCCGCAUCUGAACCUCGGCCUGUGAGACCGCUGCCUCUUCGAUCAAUCGGGAGCCGGCGACCAUUGUCGUUUUCGCGGUCCACUCGUGAUAUCCUCAACAACGCCCCUCCGAGUACCUCGCCGCUCGUUCCGCUGGGAGAUCGUUCGUCGAGUCUUUAUCCACGAGCACAAUCGUUGGUGGAUGGUCCACGAAGUACUUUGACACCAAGUUCUAGCACUUUACGACGGCGCCGAAUGCGUGAUGAGCUUGGUAACGACAGUACCGAGGAGCGUUCUGCAAACCGUCAGAGAAGAUUCGACCCUUCAAGUGAAAUUCAACGUGUCUGGCAGGAGGAGAACAAUCCGUGGAACGAAGCGGACCCUUCAGGAAGAGAUACAAGGCGGGACGGCAUCGUCUUUGAUGCAGACGUGUAUCUGACACAGGGCGCUGAUUUCUUGGAAUCAAGUCCUGAAGGCGCUUUUGGGGCUAGGGAUGAUGAUGAUUGGGUGACUGUUGUUCCUUCCGUGACUGUGCCUGACGAAAUUCCGGGAGACGAUGCGUGGUUUCUUCCCCCAGCAGGUCUUUCAACAAAUGGGGUUCCCGAAGUCCAAGAAAGAAAUCGUGAUUCGCAAGAAACAACAUCAGUCCUCUACCCAUCUUCCCAUCUGCCACUGAACGAAAAUGAAUGAUUAUUCCCGCAGUCCUGUUUACAUUGCAAAGUCCUACCACCCUUCCCAUUCUUGAUUGUAUGCUCGUUAAUAUGGACAGGCAGCAUUCUGUCAUUAGUAUUGUCCUUGUGCAUUAUAUCAUGUUGUAAUCAGCUGCCUAUAUUACGCGGUUACACGCAUCACUGUAUACAUAUAGUCAUUAGCAUUGUGCUCUAGAAGACCUACUUACUACUUUGUUUCAUGCUGCCUUCUCGGUAGACCCUCGAGAUGGAUGUACUUUAAAGAUGU